UUCCUCACAGCCUAACACAGGAAUAAAGAAAGGUCUCUGGUUCAACCAGUAAAACUCCAUCAAGACACCUAAUUGUUGUUGAGUGUUGAAGGGAGGGAUAAUGGGGCGACAGAGCAUCGUAGCUCCGCUAUUGGGCACUGAUAUCUCAUCAACAAAUUAUCAUAUUUAUGUCAAGAAGAAUUGGAGUCGCAAAGCUUUGUGCUUCUUUCUUGCAUCCGUAACCAUUAUUGCAACUGUAGGCCUGCUAACUUUUGGAGCCCACUUCACUUGUUGGGUACUGAGAGGAGGAAAAAACUACAGUGAAAGGAUUGAAGUUAACAAAGCUGAGAUUGUCGAGUCAGAACAAGGUGUUGUUGCUGCUGAUGAUGCUCGGUGUUCUGAAAUCGGUGCAUCAAUGCUUAGACAAGGUGGGCAUGCUGUUGAUGCUGCAGUGUCAACUGCUUUGUGCGUUGGUGUUGUUAAUCCAGUGGGGAGUGGAAUAGGAGGUGGAGCUUUCAUGAUUGUCAGGUCUUCAUCAACUUCUAAAACUCAAGCUUAUGACAUGAGAGAAACUGCUCCCGGGGCAGCUUCACAGAAUAUGUAUGCAAACAACUUGAAUAACAAGUAUUCAGGUGCCCUGUCCAUGGGAGUUCCCGGCGAGAUUGCUGGCCUCCAUGAAGCUUGGCUGCAACAUGGCCGUUUGAAUUGGAGGACUCUAUUCCAACCUGCCAUAAAACUUGCCAGGGAUGGUUUUGUUGUUGCUCCCUAUCUUGCAUCUUCCAUUGCUAAAUGUGCCAAAAAAAUCAUGAAUGAUCCUGGGUUGCAGCAAGUGUUCGCUCCAAAUGGGAGGUUGUUACAAGCUGGUGAUAAAUGCUUUAAUCUGGAGCUAGCCCAAAGCCUGGAAGCAGUUGCAGAACAAGGCCCACAAGCCUUUUAUAAUGGCACUGUUGGUGAGAAAUUAGUGAAAGAUGUCAGAGAUGCUGGUGGGAUUCUAACGAUGGAAGAUCUAAAGAAUUACAAGGUGGAUAUAAUGGAUGCCUUAGCUGCAAACUUUACGGGCUACACUAUAUAUGGAAUGCCACCACCUUCAAGUGGAACACUUGGAAUGUCUCUGGUCUUAAACAUCCUCAAUAGUUAUGGAAGUUCUAAAGCUGCAGUGGGAAAUCUUGGUCUUCAUCGCUUGAUUGAAGCAAUGAAGCACAUGUUUGCUGUUAGAAUGAACUUGGGGGACCCUGCAUUCGUAAACACAGCCAAAUACAUGUCUGAAAUGCUUUCCCAAUCUUACGCCAGUAAAAUACAGAAAAUGAUAGUGGACAAUACCACAUUCCCUCCAGAAUAUUACAUGAAUAUGGAAAGUAGGUGGAGUCAGCUUAGAGAUCAUGGAACCAGCCACUUUUGCGUUGUGGAUGCAGAGCGAAAUGCUGUAUCAAUGACAACAACAAUAAAUUAUGGUUUUGGAGCUGGAGUUCUCUCGCCCUCUACUGGAAUUUUGCUCAACAAUGAGAUGGGUGAUUUCUCAGCACCCACAGAGAUAACUCCUGACAUGCUGCCUCCUGCUCCAGCAAAUUUUAUCGAACCCAACAAGAGACCUUUAUCUUCCAUGACUCCUGUUAUUAUCACCAAGGACGAUCAGCUAGCUGGGGUCAUGGGUGGUAGUGGCGGACUUUUCAUCAUUCCAGCAGUGAUACAAGUCUUUCUUAAUCAUUUUGUCUUGGGGAUGGAACCUUUAACUGCAGUUGAGAGUCCAAGGGUCUAUCACAAGUUAAUACCCAAUACUGUAUUGUACGAAAACUGGACAGUAAUAGAUGGCAAGCACAUAGAACUUGCAGGGGACAGAAAAGCUUUCUUGGAGGAAAGGGGUCAUCAGUUGCUGGCUCAGGCAGGGGGAGCUAUUGUCCAGCUUGUUGUUCAGACCCUCCAAAGCCCUAUCCACGUGGACAGCGAAAAUUCGAGAGAUUCUAUAAAUGCCCAAAUUCUCCAUGGAACGCUCACAGCAGUGAGCGAUCCAAGAAAAGAUGGCAGGCCUGCAGCAAUUUGAUCUGUCAGUUUUUUAAGAAAUGUAGCCAAUUGGCAGGAAAUACAGCUGUGAAACAUUAUUAUUCUGUAGAAGAUUAGGCAAUUUAUGCGUAACUCUAAAAAAAAUGUAUAUUUUGUUAGCAAAUUUGAUGUUGGCUGAUGAUACUGCAACUUAAAAAUCCUUCUUCACCUUGGAA
Populus euphratica (Euphrates poplar) is the source of this 2192-nucleotide messenger RNA. Its product is annotated as gamma-glutamyltranspeptidase 3-like. The coding region runs from base 101 to 2017 and encodes 638 amino acids. Gene Ontology annotation, cellular component: plasma membrane. Gene Ontology annotation, molecular function: glutathione gamma-glutamate hydrolase. Gene Ontology annotation, biological process: glutathione catabolic process. The transcript is spliced from 7 exons. The record is from RefSeq and is a predicted model, not a curated record. Lineage: Eukaryota; Viridiplantae; Streptophyta; Magnoliopsida; Malpighiales; Salicaceae.